AUGGGGACGGGCGGAGUGAGGAGGCGGAGCGCGGUCAAUGGCGCGGGAGGCGGUGGAGAUGAUGGCAGCGAAACCGACGGUCAGGGCGGCGAGUUGCCACCGGCAGCUGUGGCGGUGGAGGGAGAAGCGUCGGGUGACGUGGCUGACGCGGCUGAUACGCGGCGGCAGUACGGGAUGUACGGGGACGACGUGGCGGAGGCGGCGAAGGGCUUCGAGGAGCCCGCGGACGCCGCGCACCACCGCCACCUCUACGCCGCGCACCACCGCCACCUCUACGCCGCGCACCACCGCCACCUCUACGCCGCGCACCACCGCCACCUCUACGCCGCGCGCGGGGUGGUCUACCAGUGGCUCGGCGACCCUGCACUCCGGGCUGUCAGGAGGCGACGCGUGGCACCCGGAGAAGCGCGUGGUGAAGGUGAGCGUGUUGGUGCGCGAGGCGAGCUGCACCUCUCCCGCGUCGCCAAGGAGCGCAAGCGCGCGCUGCUGGGGCGGCGCUACAACACCCACCGCGACGAGCUCACCAUCGUCAGCGAGAGGUGCGUGCCACCUGAUUGA
This is a messenger RNA of Closterium sp. Naga37s-1, 558 nucleotides long. NCBI's taxonomy places the organism in Eukaryota, Viridiplantae, Streptophyta, Zygnematophyceae, Desmidiales, Closteriaceae. The record is from the annotation of a GenBank genome assembly.